This is a messenger RNA of Hordeum vulgare subsp. vulgare (domesticated barley), 1780 nucleotides long. Its product is annotated as sister chromatid cohesion protein DCC1. The record is from RefSeq and is a predicted model, not a curated record. The transcript is spliced from 3 exons. The coding region runs from base 67 to 1281 and encodes 404 amino acids. Lineage: Eukaryota; Viridiplantae; Streptophyta; Magnoliopsida; Poales; Poaceae. Gene Ontology annotation, biological process: mitotic sister chromatid cohesion; maintenance of mitotic sister chromatid cohesion. Gene Ontology annotation, cellular component: chromosome, centromeric region; Ctf18 RFC-like complex; nucleus.
CCGAGGGAAAAAGAUCCCGCGAGAAAGGAAGAGGAGCGACCAACCUCAACCGCCUCGAUCCGGUCCAUGGACGCGGCGAUGGAGGACGCGGGGGCGCCGCCCGGGAGUGAUUGGGACCGCGGCAGCGGCGGGGCCGAGGCGGUGCUGGGCCUCGCCGGCGCCGGCGCCUCGCUGUCGGUGUGCUACCACGAGGCCUUCGGCCCCCAUGCCGACCUCAUCCUCCUCGAGGCCGGCGACGACCUCCUCCCCGACCUCCUGCAAGGCCGGGUGACAGUGAGGGGACGCCCUGAAGAAGAAGCUGUUCUCUGCACGCCUUCGGCGACCUACGCUAUGAAGUUCGUCGGCACAUCCAACUCCAUGUUCCUCAUACCACCCGGCGAAGCAGUUGCAGCAAGCCUAAGGCCUGACCAUACCAACGAGGAUGCUACCGUCGCCAGCGAUGCGUCUGCUUCGAUCAUCAAAGUUGCACCAGGGAGCAUCGAGUUAGUCCGAACAGCUCCACGGCUCGACAAGCUCAGGAGCCUUCUCAGGGAGAGGCCAUAUGUGCUUGAUGAGGAUCUUGGUGAUGACUCUGAAGAUAAGAAGGGGCUGUACACAUGGGAAGACCUCUGUGUGCUUGUUCAGUCAAGCGACAGCGAGCUGCUGGAAGGGCUGAAUUCCCUCUCAGCUGUUGAGAUUGAUGGGUUCUGGAGGACGGUGGAUGUCAAUUCUGUCAACACGGUUUUGGACAUGAUUCUGCACAACUCCGUGCUGCAUGAUUGGCUGCUAAAUGCUUUGCCAGAAAAUGGUGUGCUAUCUGUCAUGGAAUCUGACGGUUUUACCCAUAAGAUUGUAGCCCAUUGCCUCAGCAGAUUCGGCACGAAGGUUGAGCAGGAAGCAGGAAGUUGUUGGAGGCUUGAUGAGAGACUGGUCUGCUUGCAGUUUGCUCGAAAAGCGCUCAGCGCAGGAAAGAUGAAGCUCAACAACUUCAUGGAUAAAUGGGAACGAAGCAUCCCUUCAGGAAUGCGUGCAGAUCUUCAGAUGCUCGAAGGGGAAGUACUAUAUGAAAGGCUUGGGGCUGAGACCUGGGUGCAUGCUUUCAGUGUCGCUGAUCUGCCAUUGACGCCAGCUGAAAGGUUUGCGGCACUGUUCGGGGAGCGGCCAAGGUGGGAAUGGAAAGACCUGCAGCCCUUCAUCAGGGACUUGCGCGUACCUGGUGCGUCUUCAGAAGGGUUGCUGAUCAAGUAUGCAAGAAGAACACAGCCAAGCGCUGAUGCCGAUCCUAUUUUCACUGCUAGAUGAUCAACCUACCCUGCUACAAUCAAUGUUUUGAUCAUGGCCCUUGCUGCUGCUGGUAAACUCUCGGUGCUGCUGCAUUUGACCGGGAUGUUGUCGACAACAGAAGAUUGCUGUGCAGGCAAGCUACACAAAGGCGAUGACGCAAGAGGAUUCACUGAUCCAUAAAGUGUCUGUUCCUGCUUCUGUUGCAGACAACUAUGUUACCUGAAUUUCUUUUCAGCUUUGUCUAGAGAUGCAAUAUCUGAAUCUGGGUGCACUGCACACUUGUCGCAUGUUUAUUCUAUAUUCUGAAUUUCAGCAUGUAAGGUCGGUUCUAGCUGGUUAUUUUUUCAGAUGUUGGCUUCAGAAUGAGUAACAGUGGAAGCGACGGUAUGCGUCUGAAAACUGAAACUGGAUCCCAGGUUUUGGGCAGGUUGCAACUCUGUUUAUUGUGGGAGUCGAGUCAUUUCUGUUGUGAUUCAUCUGCAUUUUAUACGAACAUCAGAAUCUAUUGUUGUUUGAA